Messenger RNA from Eruca vesicaria subsp. sativa (arugula), 895 nucleotides. The record is from the annotation of a GenBank genome assembly. Lineage: Eukaryota; Viridiplantae; Streptophyta; Magnoliopsida; Brassicales; Brassicaceae.
AGAGAGAGAGAGAGAGAGAGAGAGAGAGAGAGAGAGAGAGAGAGAGAGAAAACCCUAACAUAUCCACAGACGAAUCGUCGCUGUCGUUUCUGUCUUCUUUCCUUAACAUUUCACCGACGAAUCCAACUGUCAAUCUUCUUCUCUUCCCUCUAGUCUAGAGAUUCAGGUUUUUAAUUGGGUUCAGAACAGAAGAUACUUUAGUUUUAUAUAAUUGUCAACAAACAUGGAUGAUUGGGAGACUGAGGAUUUUCAACCACUUCCUGCAAAAGUUGUACUCAAAAGUAACUGGGAUGACGAGGAUGUGGAUGAGAAUGAUAUCAAGGACUCCUGGGAGGAGGAUGAUGAACCUGCUCCUGCACCUGUAGUAAAGCCUGCUACUGACAAGGCUCCAAAGAAAGCAGCAGCAGCAGCAAAGGGUGUGGAGAAGAAGGCUAAAACUGUUGAAGCUUCAAAGGAAGAACCUUUAGAUCCUAUUGCUGAGAAACUUCGCAUGCAGAGGCUAGUGGAGGAAGCUGAUUACCAGGCAACUGCUGAACUCUUUGGAGCAAAAACUGAAGAAAAAAGUAUCGAUAUUUUUAUUCCCAAAUCUGAAAGCGAUUUCUUGGAAUAUGCUGAAAUGAUUUCUCGUAAACUUGUACCUUAUGAGAAAAGCUUUCACUAUAUUGGGCUACUCAAAGCAGUGAUGAGACUUUCUGUGGCCAGUAUGAAAGCAGCUGAUGUUAAAGAUGUUGCUUCCUCCAUUACUGCAAUAGCAAACGAAAAACUCAAGGCAGAGAAAGAAGCUGCUGCUGGCAAAAAGAAGACAGGUAAGAAGAAGCAACUGCAUGUGGAUAAGCCUGACGAUGAUCUUGUUUCGGGUCCCUAUGGCGCUAUGGACGAUGAUGAAUUCAUGUAA